AUGGGGGGUGUUCAAUAUUUGACGAAGUGGCACCAGCUGAGAUAUAAAACUGUGUUGCUGUACUGUCAACUCAAGGCCAAAAACUUUGAUGCAGUUGCAGAUGGGUUUAAGGAGGCAAAAGAUGAAUUUCAUGAUCGUAUAAACAAUGAAUGCAAUGGUGAAGCUUUUUUUUUCGAAACCUGUAGUGCGGUCAUUGACGCAAUGAGUAAGUGGGAAGAAACAGGUGAUCGUACCUAUUGGGAUGAGGCCAAACCAAUGUACGAUGACAAAUUGGAGAAAUGUAAUGCGUCUAUGCCUAAGGAUGAGCAGCAGGCGGAAGAGUUGGAGGGAAGGAUGAAUCGUUUCCCAAGUACAUUUAAUCGGAAAAAUGCAGCGGAUGUAAAACUAAAUCUGAGCUAUAUGAUAGGGAAUUUGGCACAAACAUUAAUGAAUGCAUUUAAAAUCUUCCAAUAG
Molecule: messenger RNA, 453 nt
Organism: Trypanosoma theileri
Lineage: Eukaryota; Euglenozoa; Kinetoplastea; Trypanosomatida; Trypanosomatidae
Exons: 1
Coding region: 1-453 (150 amino acids)
Source: RefSeq, a predicted model, not a curated record